Molecule: messenger RNA, 3333 nt
Organism: Fundulus heteroclitus (mummichog)
Lineage: Eukaryota; Metazoa; Chordata; Actinopteri; Cyprinodontiformes; Fundulidae
Gene: itih5
Product: inter-alpha-trypsin inhibitor heavy chain 5
Exons: 14
Coding region: 236-3151 (971 amino acids)
Biological process (GO): hyaluronan metabolic process
Molecular function (GO): serine-type endopeptidase inhibitor activity
Source: RefSeq, a predicted model, not a curated record
UUAAACGUCUUUCUGUGUUCUGUUUGCCUUCAGGUGAGAAAAAGUGUGAAAUAUGUAGUUUGUGUCCCUGACUGCUGCGGGAUGAGGAGUGCAGGAGGCAUCUGAUCUCUCCCUCCUGUGGGUGGGCGCAUUUCCCCCUCUCUCAGCCUCUCUGCGCGCUCACACAGAUCUGGACUCAGACUGAAUAACGAUGCAGUCCUCCUUCUAACAACUUAAACUGCAGACAAAGUGCAAGAUGCUGCUGCUGGUUCUGCUGCUCGGCUUCAGCCAGAGCCUCCAGGGACAACCCCAGCUGCAGGAGGAUCUGGAUGCAGAUUUGGCAGAGUUUGAUUUAGACAUUGCGCCGCGCAGGGUUCCUCGGCAGGUGAAGACCAUUCUUCUGAAGGAGAACAAACCUCACAUCCAGGAACUGUCCAUCAAGACCACCAUCAUCUCCCGCUACGCCUUCACGGCGGUCUACUGCUCCAUGCUGAACCGACACGUCGCCGCUGCUGAAGGCAUCUUCCAGUUUCAGGUCCCUGCUGGAGCCUACAUCUCUAACUUCACCAUGAUCAUCGGAGGGCGUGUCUACCAGAGUGAAGUCACGCCGAAGGAGAGGAGGGUCAAACACGGGAAGGGCAGACCCAAGAGUGGAGAGUCAAGUAACACGAGCUCAGAGCCGGAGGUGGAGAUGUUCAGGACGGCAGCUAGCAUACCGGGCCGGAACCGGGCCAUCUUCCUGUUGAUGUACGAGGAGCUCCUGCAGCGGCGGCUGGGAAGCUACGAACACGUCACCAGCCUGAGACCUCUGCAGCUGGUCAGCCGCCUCAGCCUGGAGGUCACCAUCAUCGACCACGCGCCCAUCGUGGACCUGGAGGUUCUGCCGCUCCGUAACGGAAGGAGUGCAGCCAAGUCCGAGGCUCCCAUCACGACUGCGAUCAAAAACGAAAAGAACGUCUGGAAGAUCACCUUCAGCCCCAGCAUCAUCCAACAGGCCAAGAUCUCCACAACCGGACUCCUGGGAGACUUUGUGAUCCGCUACGACGUCCAACGAGAGACGGGGAUCGGAGACAUCCAGGUUUUAAAUGGACAUUUCGUCCACUACUUUGCCCCCAAAGACCUUCCGGUUGUGCCUAAGAACGUGGUGUUUGUGAUCGAUACCAGCGCCUCCAUGAUGGGCAAGAAGAUGAGACAGACAAAAGACGCUCUGCUGACCAUCCUGAGGGACCUGAGACCUGCUGAUCAUUUUAACUUCAUCAGCUUCUCCAACAAGAUCAAGGUGUGGCAGCCCAACCGUCUCGUGCCGGUGACGCCCCUGAAUGUCAGAGAUGCCAAGAAGUUCAUUUACACCCUGCUACCCAACGGGGGCACAAACAUUGACGGAGCAAUCCAGACCGGGUCCUCUCUGCUCCGGGAUUACCUCUCAGACCCGGACGCCAGCCUAAACGGCGUCUCCCUCAUCAUCUUCCUGACGGACGGACGGCCAACAAUCGGGGAGACUCAGUCCACCUCCAUCUUGGGGAACACUCGCUCCGCCGUGCAGGAAAAGUUCUGCAUCUUCACGAUCGGGAUUGGAAACGACGUGGAUUACCGGCUGCUGGAGCGCAUGGCUCUGGAAAACUGUGGGAUGAUGAGACGCAUCAGAGAAGAAGCUGACGCCAGCGCUAUGCUCAGAGGGUUCUACAACGAGAUCGGCACACCUCUUCUCUCCGACAUCAGGAUCAACUACACGGAGAACUCGGUGCGUUACGUCACCCAGAACCUUUUCACCAACUACUUCAACGGCUCCGAGAUCGUCGUCGCUGGGAAGCUCACAAACCGAAGCGCAGAGUCGCUCCACGUUCAGGUCACCGCCAGCAACAACGACCGGCUCAUCACCCUGGAGACAGACGUGCCGCUGCGGCGGCUGCAGACGGAGACGGAGCGACACGUGAAGGCAGCUAGCGCCGCGGUGGCAGCUGGAGCCAAGGUCCUGGGGUCAGGGGUCACGCAGGGACUGGGGGGGCCUCUGGGCUCAGUCGCUGAGGACUUUGUGGAGCGAGUUUGGGGCUUCCUUAGCGUUAAGGACGGACUCCGGUCACGUCUGCGCAGCCAGACCAGCAAGGAGAGGGAGGAGCACAUCCAGCAGGCCACCAACCUGUCUCUGGCCUUCCACUUCCUCACGCCGCUCACCAACAUGGUGGUGGAGAAGCCCGAGGUUCUGGCUGAUGGCAGCAUGGCGGCGGCGGCACCCACCAUCAGACCAGCAGCUGAUGAGGCAUCUUCACCGGCCAAUGAGCUGCCGGCUGACACCGACGAUGACCAGCCGCUGAAGCUGGACGGGAAGCCGAGAGGCCAGAUUUCACCUCUGAGCAACAAAAUAGGAAAAGGUGAAAGGAGACCAGACAAGAAAUCCAUCACCAUCUCCAAGACGUCAGCCGACGGUGACCCUCACUUUGUGGUGGAGUUUCCUCUCAGCAAGCUAACCGUGUGCUUUAACAUCAACGGCGAGCCGGGACACGUCCUCCGUCUGGUUUCUGACCACAGAUACUCUGGCGUGACCGUUAACGGGAAGCUCAUUGGCGCCCCGGCUCCACCGGGCAGCCACAAGCAGCAGCGGACGUACUUCAGCACCAUCACCAUCGUGGCGGAUCGUCCGCGACGCGCCUACAUCGAAGUGACGCCGAAGAAAGUGAUCGUUGACGGACGGGACCGGUUGGUGCUGCCCUGUCACUCCACGGUGGCCGUGGACAGCGAGGUGCUGUCCGUGGCCGUGUCGGCCGGGUCCAACGUGACGGUGACGGUCGGAGGGAACAUCAGCUUCGUCAUCCUGCUGCAUCAGUACAGGAACCCCGCCCCCUACCAGAGAGACCACCUGGGCUUCUACAUCAGCAACAGCGCCGGGCUUUCUCACCGCAGCCACGGGCUGCUCGGUCAGUUCCUGCACCAGGAAGUUGGAGUGGCGCCGCUUCCUGCGCAGGGCGACGCCAACCCCUCCGCCUUCCUGAAGGUCAAGGACCGAUCGGUGCCGGUGGUCCGGAAGAGCCGGAGGAUCUACAGCGGGAAGCAGAACGUGGACUGCUGGUUCGCCCGGAACAACGCGGAGAAGCUGAUAGACGGGCGAUACGAGGACUACGUGGCGUCGCACAUGUUCGACACCGGAGAGCGGCAUCAUGGGACAAACCGGGCCUGAGGACAGCCUCAGUGGUUAUUACUGGGUUUAACGCCAAACAUAACUAAAUGGCUGCAAGAUCCUUUUACCUGCAGGUCAUUUCGAGUAUUUUUUUAAAUAUUUCUAAUAAAGUUUAAAGAGUUUUAUGAUGUGAUGUUUAAUAUUGUACAUGUUAAGGUAAAUAAACCUUCAAACUCCCCGUU